CGUAUCAGUUGAUACUGCCCUCAGGGGCUGUAGCUAGAAGCAUAGCUGCAGUACGGAUUUAGCAAUCCCGAGGUACCCGAGCUAUAAGGGGGCUCGUAGAACAAUUUCAAAAUGGAACUACAUAAAAUUACGUUUAAAUUUAAAUAACGAUACUACAGAGACAUAGUUAUAACGUUAUUUCAAAAGAAAAGUUGCUCGUGCUGAAUAUCACUUCGUAUCGAAAACGAAACAGGGAUUUUGAUGAAAUUGUAACUAGACGUUUCCCCAAGGUUGGUCACCCCCUAGUGGUGUAGAUGGUCGCGAUUCAUGGAUACUAGCCGUUAACCCGCACGAUCGACCAUCAUGCUGUGGACGAGAAGCACAUCCAGGGAGAGAGGAAGAGGGCGUUGCAAAAUGUCGAGGCCUGACACGAGGGUUCGAAAGGAAGUCGGCUUUCAGUCGCAGCUCGGCAGUCUGUACGGGACGAUCGAGUUACGUAUAGUGUAAGUACGGUGUGUGUUCUCGCGUAUAUGUACACGCGUACAGCGCAUGUAUUGGUGAUCAUAGGCGCAGCCUCGCGUGUGCACGCGUAACCGAUACGCCGGACGAAUUGACACACGCGCAGCAAUGGCGUACCCCCCCGGAGAAGCCUGAACGUGUUCUCGGUCGAAUAUUCUUUUGUGUGGUGUGUGUGGUUGUGCGUAAGAGGGACAGAUAAUCCGAAUAAAAUAUCGUAUUCAUGUAAGCCAACGAUAGAAGCGCGAGACGUUAACGUAACACGGUCCCUGAAAGGUUGACAAACGAAGGAACGAGCGACGUUACGCUCGGACAGGAACGUCAGAGCCCAUUACUCGUGGUAUAAUACACCCCAAGUCUCCACGGUUCUCACGGUUGACGGUUAGACCGUUCGUGAAAAGCUUCGCUAGGCAGAAAUUUACGAGAGGCGUAAGCGCGACCGCAAUGUAAGGAUAUCACCGUCGGAGAGAUUCGUAUGACGGGCUCCCGACAGAGUGAAGUGUGGAUUACGUGCAAGAGGGAUAUUCGAGCUCAGGGGGAAGCAAAGAAAUACCGUGUCGAUAUCGAAGACAAAGAAUCGAGGCAGUCACGACGAAAAGAUACGGAAAAUAGAACUGGUCUGAGAAGACGCCGGUUCCAGAACGUUGUAAGCGUUUUACCACAGCAUUUAUUUCCUUUCCUGUCACGAAAUAUGCGAUAAAACGUUUCGUUGGCCGUGUACAUUGGGGGCUUCCUCGGUGUUGGAUAUACCCGAUUGGUCCAACCCUUGGUUAAGGCGACCCUCUCACGACGAUGAAUCGUGUCUAUACCUCUCCGCCUUGUUUGAAGCUGCGCCCGUGACAUCGAGAAGAGUACCACCGAUCAUUGACACGCUUGCAUCGCAAGUACCGCUCCAAGGGGUAGAAAACGAUCGAGAAACGACGAAACUAGAAAGAAGAAGGGUUAUCGGGGUGCUGUCAAGAGGAUAUAAGAUCGCCGGAAGAUCGUUUUCGGCCGUUCCAACGAGCAAUCGCGGCCUCAACGCUGGGCGAGACGGGGAAGAACGGAUUGUCAUCAUUGGGGAGAAUAAUCGCGAGGAUCUUACGAAAUGAGAGCCUAGCGUCGGAGGUGGGUCGUUGGUCAGCGGGCGCGCAAGAAACGACGGUUCGCCGGCGGAAGCCUGGAUAGUAGGAGGUUUCCAACAUGGCCGCCGCCUGCUACGAGAAGGAAGUGGUGGUAGGUGCCGCUAUACACGGACACGGUCAUCACCAUCACCACCACCAUCAUCAUCACCAUCACCAUCACCAUCACGGCGCGACGGGGCAGGCUAACCAGCAGCAAACCGUCCUACCGGCGGCUUCGACUAUCCUCGACGCCACCACUGCCGUCGGCUCUGGUUCGAGUUCGUCCGCGAAUACGACCGCCACUGCGGCUGCCACUGCUGCGGCGGUCGCGGCCGCAGCCGCUGCGGUUGCCGUCACCUCCUACAAGGACUACAAGGACUAUUCGCAGCCUCUCCACGUGGACUGUAGCGUCGAAUACGAACUGCCCAGUCAGGCGAAGCCACCACCCGGCGGCGGCGAACCCCUUCUCAUGAUACAUCCCUGUUACUAUCGUCGCGCCGAACGCGAGAGGAGAAGCCCCUUCGUCAACAAUCUCCCGCCGCCGGCGAACGCUCCUAUAUCCACCUCGAGAAGGACUAGCAGAAGAAGCACGACUGCUGCUGCCGUCGUCGUUGCCACCGCCGCUGUGUCUUCGACAUCGUCUGUGGCACCGUCCUCCACGGUCGUUUCCUCGAUUUCCACCUCGACCGUAUCGUCGUCGACUUCCGCCACGGCCGUGUUAUCAGCGACCGCAGCAGUGGUCGCGACCACCACCGAUUCCGGCUCCGGCCUCGUAUCCACUACCGGCCAGAUGUCCGCGGCAAUGGCAGCCUCCUAUCGAGCGGCUCUAAACGCUGCCGCGACUCUAUCCCAACAACAGAGACGACAUCAUCCCCAACAGCAGCCACAGCAACAACCCCAACAACAGCAGCAGCAUCAUCUCCAUCGAGCACCUCACGUCCAGCCUCACCCUCAUCACGGUCAACAGCAACAACAGCAAAGUUCGGUGACGCCGACCACGUCCGGCGCGGAACUGAUUUCUGCCGACGAGAAAGCAGUCAUAUCAGGUAUUUAUCAGCACUACUUCCGAGCGAUGCGUGCUCACAAUCAUCAGCAGCAACAGCAACAACCUCAGCAGCAACCGGCCCAGCAGCCCCAGCCGCAGCAGCAGCAUCGUACCACUCAUCAGCUUCAUCAUCAACCUCACCAAAGCGACAGAAGUUCCUCCUCGUCGUCGGUAACACCGACGGCCACGUCGAUCUCUGGCAUCCUACGGCAGAGUUAUCAACAGACGUACAACGCGACGAGUUCGAGUUCGGGUUCGUCGAGUCAUCUACGCGUCGCGACGGCCUCCGCGGUUGUCGCUCAUCAUCCGUACAGACGGCCGUCGGCGACGUUGCUAUCACGAGCGGCAUCGCACUUGGGACAUCAGACUUCCUCCUCAUCUUCCUCCUCCUCUACGUCCAUCGGUGCUUCCAGCGGUAUUUCCUCCGGCAGCGUUUCCAGCUUGUACGCGAGUACGAUACACAGGCAUCACGCGACCUCGCUGCACGCCCUUCAGGCGGCCGGUUUUUACGAAACGCCGGGUUAUCAUGCGCUCUUGCCGCAGAGUUAGGUGAUCACUAACCCUCGCGAGGCUGACCCGGUUGCCAGCGUUCAUUUAUUCACGUAAUCCGGGCGCAGAGCCGCGCUCCUCUUUCCUAUUGUGCGACUUAUCUCUUCCACUCGUUAAAGAGUAUACGGGUUAGUCUAGUACACACGCCGGGAUACAUCUAGCUCUGCGUUCGUACCCACCUACGUAUGUAUUACAUACGCGUAGAUGUAUCGUGCAUACGUGUACGUGUACGUAUAUGAUGUACGGACGGUGUAUAUGGUCGCACACAACGAUCGUACGUGCCGUGUUCGUUCGUGUUGGCAGUGUGCGGGUGGCCGGACGGAUGGGCAGAAAGCCGCAGAAUAAACAUACGAACCGUGUACACACUACACACACACAUACACACACGUACAUCUCGACCCAGGGACAGAUGGAGGGAACGAGACAACAGAAAUGGUCGUCUGUACGCAUCGAGCGAUUCCAUCCACCUGCGAUACUCUAGCGCUGUUCAGGUAUAAAAAUCCAUUUGCUUAGGUCCGUAUUAACGACUUAUUUUUAGCCGUACUUUUCGGCCGGACAUGAUUUUCCGUGCGUAAAGUCUUGGAAACCGAGGGAGGGAGGGGGGGUGGGGAUGGGGGGACGCCUUUCAUCAAUGAAGCAACCUAUUAUCGUAUAAGUUCGCCUCCGGAAUACGUCGCACCGGAUUUUACGGUAUUUUCCUAUCCGCUCGAAUGCCAACGGAUCGCGGUCAUCGCUCUCGACAAUAGUAUUUUUAGGUCGUUCGAUCGAUGAACGAGACCGGGAACGUUAACGAAACACACUUACCGAUAUAGUAUUAGACGCAUUUUUUCCACCGACUAGCUCGUAGAAUCGCAUUAGCCGACGGUAUCGAUAUCAUUCCGACGGGCGAGUUCGCUUCGACGUUCUAUCGCUGAUUGCACGAACCACCGAUUCAUACAAGCUCCGAACGACAAUCAACGCGAAAUCGCGAGUGCCAAACUAUCGAGCGCAACCGACGGCGAGACGUUAACCGACGGGGUUUCGAACGUCUUCGAACAAAGGGACAUGGGGAAGGACACGGGAAGCUUGUCUUUUUUUUUCUCUCAUUUUUUUUUUUCUUUCUUUGCUUCACGUUUCGCGAGCAUAUACGGGAAAUGACAGUAUUCUCCGGCUACGUAGCGAUCGUAGUCGUCCUGCUCUAACGGAACGUUCUCCCUCGCCGUUUCGCUUCCUCUCUCGCGUAGCAUCUCUAGAAACCCGAGGUCCGAGAGAGCUGGUCAGGAUCUCGUCUUUUUUUUGUCCUGCGCCCUUUUCAAAGAGCGCGCUCAAGGAGAAACGACGAGGACCGUAUUUCGUUACACGGUAACGAUCGAUCAACGUGACCGCACGACCGCACCGGCGGUACGGGCGAGCCGAGGCGAAGCGAGACGAAGCGAGGCGAAACGAGACGGGACGGAUCUGGGCGGUUACGGGACGGGAAGGGACGAGAGAGACGAGGAGAGACCAGACCAGACGAGAAGGGGGCGCGGUCAAGAUGGGGAUCGGUAGAGACGAAAUCGGGAGACGACGAGCUCGCAUAGGGCAAGAGGGAGCAGGAUGCGUCGACUUGUAUUCCGAAAACACCGACGACCAUGUGGACGCAUGCGGACGUUAGGCUGUGCACUCGCUAAUGCGAACCUCCGCCAACUCCUAUAUAAUUUCACUCGUCUCGCUCGCGGUGCCUCGGAAAAAUGCUCGCAGGGGGAGGUUGCGUGAAACAAGGGAAACGAGUCGCGUUCUUCUCUAUUUUUUUCUUUGUUACCUCUUAAGCCCGGCGACUAACUUGCAACAGAACAUUGUAACGUUACGCGAGCAAUUCGCUUAGUCUGGACGGACUCUUGCGCUCUUGCGUGCUCCACUGGUCUGUCGGUUUUUUCACGAACCUCUUUGAUCGUCUACUUUUCACUGAAUCGAGUAGGAAGCAUUUAGAGAGAAUUCAGCCGAGAGUUCGAAGCGAGCAUUCGUGAUUCCAAAAACGACCUUGUAACGUAAACGCUGGUACCGAACCGUACAAUUCGUGUCGAGCAGUUACAUUACAGCGUUCUGUUGCAAGUCGGUCGCCGGCUUUAUACGUAGAGAUUAUAGAUACAGUGAAGGAACUAGACCCAUCGCGGCUAAAAAGGGAAAGAAAAUCACGGUGUCCUGUCUGACUUUGUCCACCAACGCAUGCGAACAAGUGGAUGGUUACGCGCGAGUUCUCUCAGGGUAUCGCGGUUUUUUCCCCUCUUUUUAGAGGGUGAAUUUUAGGAACUUUAGAGGAAGAAGUAGAAACGAGAAGGGGUAAUAACGUUUAUUUAUGUAGGCAAAGCUCGUGUAUUUCUCUGAAGCCUUGGAAGAUUCGCAUUCGAACCUCGAGAGGGGGAAGAAACAAUUUAACGGUAAUUGGGGAAGAAUUGAGCGGUUGCGAAGGGCAGAGAUGGGCACGAUUUUAUUCGAAUAAUAGAAGGUUAAGGUAAAAUCUGUGUAAGGUUCCUCCUUUGAUGUUUGGUAGGAAGGGAUUAAGUUGUAAAUCUGAAAUUUCAAGGUGGGAUCGGUAUGGUGAGGUUUUUCCUAUUAAAAUGAGACCCCAUUGCUUGGAUUAUUCUUAAUUGGAAACAAAUUCUAUUCAAAAAUAGUAAGAAUGUGAUCGUAUUUGAAUUAAUUUUCGUUCAUAGCAUUUUUCAUUUAAUUUCUCGAGAUACACGUGGAGUAUCUGAUAAAUAGAGUUGGGUAUUUCGGGCCACCCUGUAUUUCCAACGCGUACUGCGUUUGACACGAGGCGCAAUCGUGCGCCUUCCAGCCGGUCGGUAGCAAAUACAUUUCCUUGGUUAUAGAUUGCUCGUACGGUAGAGGGUUAAACCUCGUCCACUGAUGGACGUUUAUACGACGUGGAAGGAAGGAGGGCAUUAUUGUGCCUCGUUGAAACCCCCGUCGAACUCGUUAUAUAAAAUAUGACGUCGACAUUAGGUAAUUAGGAAGCGUCGCCGUCAGAAACGUUGUCUCCGCUGUCUUUGAAAAGGUUUCGCUGGUCGUUUUCUUCUCGUUUAUCGUUCCGUUGUUUCCACGACUCGACGUCGAACGUUAUUUUUACGUCUCGAAACGUUCGACCUCGAAACUAUCGUGGAGUGGAUGUCGUCGAUUAUUCUCCGCUUCGAAAUCGCCUUCCGAGAACAAUUCCGACCAUCGUGAACGCUACGGAGCGCUUCUAGCGCGUUAGAGAUUCGAUUUGAAAAUAUUCCGAAUCGGAUUUUCGUGCGAAAAUAUAUGUUCCGUUUGGUGCGUGCGCAAGACUUGCGAAGCCGCUUUGUGAAUUCGCGUCGGGCGCACACAGAGCCGACUCUCGAGCAGCGGCGGCUCGUUCCCGCCACUUACCCUUCGUCGUCCAUCUCGACCGAGCAUUUCCGCCCCGCUGUUUUUGCUCGUUCAAAGGGAACGGACCUCUUAGCGCCAAAGCAGAGGGAAGCAAAACGGAUACAGAGCCUAAAUACAGUUACUUAGAGCGUAGAUGUAUCGCUGACGGGAGGCUACGUUUCGAUAUCUACACAAUCGUUCGCCUUGUUCGCUUUUUUUUAUUAACAAACGCCAACUGAUAGACUCAAGGGCCAUGCCCUGUUACAAGUUCGAAUUUUGACCAAAGUUUAAGAUUUCUUUUCUGGAUGACUCAUUCAUAUUUUUUAAUGAAAUUGACUACACUUAAUAACGCUAUUUAUUUUUCAUAGCAUCAGUACCGUAUGAUAUUUAUUUGACCUAUUGAAAUCGUCUUCAUUGGUAGACCCAUUACGUUACACGAAACCUCUGAAAACACAAGUUACAUUAGUUCGGUGGUUUUCGAGAAAAAAAUACUUUCGACAAAAAGCAUCUAAAGUUUAAAUUCCAGUUUAUAUCAGCCUGGAGCGACUCAUGUACGAAGUCAUAUAUCUUACGAAAACGUAAAACAAGAAAUAUAAAAAUUCCAAGAUCUUUUUACUGAGCAUGCCUCCUUGAUUCGUAUGGAAGAUUUUGGAAAAUUGCUCAUAAGUGACUUCGGGCAAUUUCCGGUAAAUGGGACUGUUGGGAGAAAGGAAAAAUAGUGGUAGUUAGAAGGUCGUUAAAAGGAUCCUUGUGGCUAUUCGGUUUUUUUCCUUUCCAUUUGUCGACUAUCUAUAAAGUUUCGCCGUAAUCUGCCAUCGGGCGGACGUAGCCUUCCACGUCUCUCCUAAUUCUUUGUACAGGGUGUUCCCGGAGUUUGCGUCAACGUUUGUCGAAAAUAAUUGAACACUCAAACUUUAUGCUUAUUGGGCUGAUUCAUAAAUAACUUCCGCUGCAGGUGUAUGUUAAGUCUGGAUCAGGUAACAGUUUUUAAUUUGUCUAUUACAUAGGAACAGGUGAUAAUCAACGAUCACGAUUGUACAGUUGUUUAAGAUUCAUUCUCCAAUGAUCUAUUUGAAAAUGAAUUGUAAGCCUAUCAAUCAAUUUUUGUUUGCUAAGACAGUCUAGAAGUGUGGCUGAUGUAAACUAGAUUGUUAUCUAUCGCUAAGAUGGCAUUAUAUGGCUCCAUGGAAAACAUUUCAAAAAAUUGUCCAGAAAACCAUCCUGAUAGAUGAAAUUAAUUCUCUCUGAUACUAUUAUCAAAAUAAACAAAUAUUACUCAAUUCAAUUAUAUUAGGUUGUCCCAAAUGUUUCUUUCGUAAUUUGCACUCAAUUAUUUUCUGUAGCAGUGUUUAUAUAAAUAGACAAACUAAUUCCUUAGAUGUUGAUGUUGUACCAGUAAUGGAGCAAGAUGUAUCGUACACAAUUCAAUGAUGUAACAUUAGACAUAAAAUAUUGUGUAUGUAUCGGGUUGUCCGGAAAGUUCAUGCCUAUUUUUAAGAAAACUUCAAAGCCAUAUUUGAAUAUCGAUGCAUGUUUAUUGAAUUACAUAUGUACCAUUUCGUUCCACAACCUUUGCACCUUUUAAGGAGUGUACACAUGUUAUUUGUUUUCAACCAUUCCGACGUAUUCAGACCUGUACCGCCUACUAAAACUCGCCAUGGACUUUCCAGACAACCCAAUAUUACUGAUUAUUAAAACGAAAGAAACUUUUGGGACAACCUAAUACAUCAUAAAGUGUCGCUAAACGGAAGUUACUUACGAAUCAACCCAACGCAUUCCAGUUACUCGACAAAGUAAAGAUAGUAAAGCAUCCAAAUAUUAAACUUCCUCCCCACAUUGUACAAAGUCUCGAAACUCUUCUUCGCUAAAAAUUUCGCCUCGAAAUCUGUUCUUCGUUCUCUUCAAACACGCGUGUACCACGUCUCGGGACACCCCGUAGAUACAAGACGUAGAUCGUUAACCGCUUGCUAUGCAAAGGGAUACGCUCGUAGAAUUCGAUUGUGAUGUGUCGAAAGAAAGGGGGAAAGUGGGAGGGGGAGGAGGAGGAGGAGGAGGAGGGAGCCCGCGAGCUCACGAAACUCUGGCACGGCGAGACGGUCGAAUGUCAAGCAGCCCCAAUAGGAUCGAGCAACGCCUCUUAAAAAAUUUUUUUACGUCUCCCGUAACGAGUAAUCGAUCGUCGAACGGUGUCUCCCCGUCGGGUGCGCUGCGUCAUGGAAAAUGCACGACGAAAUUCGAACCCGCGACGCGCUACGCGCUGGAAACAGGCGGCGACCGCUUUGUUACGUGCCAAAUCGCGGGGACGGUGUGUCCCGCGAGUUACACAGUUUUCCUUCGUCAGCUUUACAGUUCUCCGGUGUUACUCUAAGAGCCAGUGACGACUUUACGGGGGCCAUUAUGGAAUGGAAAUAACGCUUUUUGUAUCGGAAAGUCUGGUAGUUAGUUCUUAGAAGUCGGAACGAUACCGUGGGGGCGGGGGGGGGUGUUUGAAGAAGAAUGAGAAUAGGUCAUUUUGAAGAGGUUGAUUUUUUAACCGACUUCGAAAAGGAGAAGGUUACUCGAUUCGACGUGUAUUUUUUUUUUUUUUUUUAUCCAGUAAUUGGUUGCAUGUCAGUGAAUAAUACAAAAAUACUGCCAGACGUUUUGCGUGGAUAACCAAAGGUUGAAAGAUGCGCACUAAGUUGCGUCGUUGCAAGGGUUACUUUACUAGGUCUGGCAGCCGUUGUGUUCGACGCAAAACGUCUGGCAAUAUUUUUAUUAUUAUUCCCUAUCUUCAUUCUUUUUCAAUUGAUAGAGUUUUCUAAGAAAGGUUUAUUUUCGCUUGAAAAUGUCCCCAGCGAAGUCGUCACCGCCACGUGUUACUCCUAAACACGACUUUCCUUUUUCCGAGUCAGUAUUACUUCUUGCAUUUAGAUCGCGUUUCUUUCGAUCGACCGCGUUUAUCGUCGUUACUUCUUAAAUAAAAAGGAAGAAGAACCCCACGGAAGAUUACGCAAGGGACGUCUUCUGGGGGUAGAUAAGACGACAGAAAGAAGCGUCUCCUCGCAGCUGGGUAGCGGUUCGAUGCCUGGGAACGGCGUACACGAAUUUUUUUUCCUUCUCUCCUUCUUUUUUUUUUUCGCAAUCUGCCUUCCCUGGAAACGCUUCGGUUUAGAAUACUCGCUCGCGCGUUCUCCGACAGAAAUUUCAUCUUCCCGACCCCCGACGCGCUUAUUUAUCCGACCGUUCUGGUUUAGAACGGCUCGAAGCGAGCUCCUGACGCGUACACGUAUACAGUGUGUACCGAAACGUAGCCGUGGAAUCACGGAAGAACCGGGGAUUCCACGAAAGACGAGGCGAGAGCCGUGGAAGAAAAUUUCCUCGCGAGGAACUCUUCGUUCUGGAGUGGAUCGAUCUCGAGAAUGUACGCGGACCACACGUGCGCGUUCGACUAACGAGGGAAGUUUCCCUAUCGGAAAGUCGAGAGGAAAAAUUGAAACUUUGCGGAAACGUAGCUUUGACUGUACCGAUAACUAGCCUGAGGAUGUUUAUGCAAAUUCGGAUUUUUACAGAUACAGAAAACGAACUGUAACUCAACUUUCUAUUUUUCUUUAUUUGCAGACACUUUGAAAGGCGUUUACUUUUAAAAAAACUAGAAUCACUUGGUACACAGGUUCAUAGAGGGUUAAACGAAAGUGUCUUACUUUCUAAAUGGAACAGCAUAUAUUAGGUCGUCCUAUAAGUUCGUGCCGAAGACUGCGUCGAAAUUUAAUGAAAAACCACAGAAAUUUUCUAGUGACAGUACAAUGACUAUAUGAGAAAGAUGAGAAACUAUUGUGAAAUUUGAUUAUCUUUUCUUGUGAUACUUGAGAGUAUGUUUCGCAUAUUAAUUUGAGAAAUAGAAGUAUAAGUGGCACGAACUUUUAGGACGACCUGAUAUAUUAUUGUUGAUAUUUAAUAUACUUUUGCAUUUCUGCAUGCUCUCGCACCCUUCUCGAUACUAUCAUUUGCCGCAAAUGCAUAAACAUCUCCCGAUAACUAUUUUCUGUUUAUGCACGUUUCUGCAGCGUUUCGAAAUUCUUUUAAUAUCGUCGAGUUGCCAAGCAUUCUUUGUAAAAAACAAUAUCGCGGUCCAUGCGUAUUUUGCCCAACACUUACGGUUCCCAAUCUCGAAAUCGCUCUGCCCCUUCUCGAGGAUCACGCAGAAAUUUUACUCCGCAUUCUCGACUUAUCGUUCCGCGAUCGAUUGGCUCCGUUCGAGUCGCAACCCGAAUGGGAGGCAUCGAGCAGAGAAUAGAAAGGAAAAAGGGGAAUACGCCGUGGUUCCGGUAAUUCUUUAUUUCACGUUGCAUUCGGUGGAUACGUGUAUCCGUCGCGAGCGAUUAUCGUGUUUCCUCUCUUCUCCUCCCUCGCCCCUCCCCCAUCGUCUAUCCACUCCUUCGAUUUUCGUCUUCUUUCUUUUUUCUUUUCAAUUUCUUUUUCGUCCCGCCGUCCGCAAAAGUCUGUUGUUUGAUCGUCGUAGCCGGCGAGACCGAGAAGGCCGGUAUAUUUACUCUGUAACAAAAAAAAAAUGAAGAAAAAAAAAAGAAAAACGUGCUUCCUCCGUAAGCGGGUACGAGAAAAGUCUGGCAUGAAGUAUUUUGUCCUACGUCGCGCGUAAUAACGAACUAUAAUGUAAUAAAUUGUACGGUCAAAGCUUCUUCUUAAUUCACGGAGAUGCGUGUGUGCGCGCGUCGUGUUUAAACGGUGAAAAAAAAAAGUAGAAGAAGAAGAAAUGAAAGAAAGAGACGGGAAGAGAGUAUCUGUGCCUCGCCCUCCGCUGUACUUGUGAACGUACUUUUGUGCGUACACAAAAGCUCGAUUCACGUUCGACGGGCCAUCGUGAGAGCGAGACGAAAAGGAAAAGAGAGUACGGGGACGGAAGAGAAAGAAACGGAACGGGUUAGAUAAGACGGCGCAAAGUACGCCUAUCCCGCGAUUUACACGGAAGAUCCUCGAAAAUAUCGUGGAUUAUCAAAGUCGAAGGCUUCGAGCGGAAUCGCGUCAAAAAUUUCAAAAAAUGUAGAUAAUUUAGUCGUUCGAAGAAUUUUUAGUGGAUUCGGGCUGUACAAGCGAAGCUUUUGUUUUCAACAGUCUUUAUAUAGAUCGAAGAUAUUUUGAAAUUCCUGCAAAAAAAAAAAAAAUAGCGUGUAAAUCGAGGCACAGGUGUGCACCACUUGAGUUUUCCACCGGUUCGUGCCCGUCGAACGCGAACCGAGCCUCGACGGAUCAUCGGCGCAUACACGCGCGCGUACACACCUUUAUAGUUCACUACUGUUAACUCGGCCUUAAACAAAAUGACGUAAACUGCCUCAAAUUAUUUAAUAUAUUAACGAGCUAGCGCCCUCGCUACUUUGACUGAAUACAAAGCCUAAUCUCCUGUAUAAUUAUACAUACAUAUUAUAUAUAAAUAUAAAUAUAUAUAUAUAUAUAUAUAUAUAUUAUUAACGAUCGCAUCGCGAGCACGCGUGAUCGCGCGGACAGCGAAGGAAAAAAGGAAAUUGGGGGAAGACAAGAGGGAAUGAGUGAUGCCUAUGUGUAUAGAUAAUGAUCGAUCGAAAAAGAGCGUGUACAGAGAGAGAGAGAGAGAGAGAGAGAGAGAGAGAGAGAUCGAGAGUGUGCGUGUGUAUGUGUGCGCGUAUAUGUGGGAGAGACAAAACACGCAGCGUGUAGCGCAUUUCUAAACGAAAGCUGUUCGCGAGCGCCGCUGGAUUAGAGGACGGCGUAGAGAGCGUAUAUCGAUCCAAACCCGGUAACGUUAACUCCUCGUUUAUCGCGAUAUAGGAUUUAUCGGUUGGAAAGGAGAAACGGUCUUUCCGCUGGCCAGAGGAGGACUAAAAGCGGAGGGUAGAACGAGAAGAGGGACGAAAAGGGGGUUCGAGGCCGCCGCGACGUAGAUCUCGUUGCUCUCGCGAGACGCACACACGAGAUGCUUCGGAUAAGCGACGAGGAACGCUCGAAGGUACUCCGUAGAGCACGAACGAGGACACGCUGAGACGAGUUUAAAUGGAAGGUUUAGUUUUGCCAAGGAAAGAAAAAGGGGGGGGACGGAGAAUAAAGAGGCGUUUGAGUCGAGACGAGGGAUGACAAUUCGACCACCAGCCGGUACCCCGGAUCAAGAGGGACCCACAGAAGUCCCUCUCUUCGGGGUGUCCGCGUCUCUGGCCCGGGGCUGCCGUAAGUCGAGCAAAAGCAGACGCGUCGAGCCUUACGGCGACGUAUUAAGAAAUAGUAGACGUGGGAACUCGGUACAGAGCGUAUAAGAAACAAGGAUACAUAGCGAUUUGCGACGUCGUGUUCGGCUCGACGCGUUGAGCUUUCGCAGAGCUUGGACAAGAAACAACGGUACGGGGAUGUAGCUUUCCUCCCAUGUUCUAUGUGACACGUUAUGCCAGGCCCGAUCGAGCCUCGCGACCCUGCGUACGACCCCUAAAUGGUCUCGCGUAUUCGAAAUCGUCGACGUUCCUCUCGGCUCCGAGCCUCUUCCAGGAGACCGAGUGUCUCGAAGGACGGCCUGGGUUCCCGCAUUAUAGGGGCACGAGGAAUACACACGACAAUAAGGAUCGUAGACGGUCGAACACGAUCCAUGCACCCCACCCAGCGGAGAGUUAAUCGAGAAACGGACGAACUCCUACGGCUUUUAUGGCUCCGCUCGUAAAGAUAUACCCGAGGCUCUUUUUCUGUGGAACUCGGGUGGGGUCCCCUUCGAACACCCGGUCCAGGAACACUGGGGCAGAAACGCCGACGGAGUAGGUAGACAGGCGAGAGGGCGGUAAGGGCAGGUACGCGGUCGAAGGUAAAGCUCCUCUUGCAAAGGGAUGAGGAGCGAGCCGAGCCGAGCAGGUAGUUUGCUCCAGGAAAGCACCGAUCCAAGCAUAAAGCGAACCGAAGCCAUUUUCGAUCCGGCGAUCCUCUCCUGCUUCCACCCGAAUUACAAUGUUCUUGACCGUGGCUGGACCCCUGUCCAAGGGUCCACGCGAAUUUUUCUUAAAUUGGGCCUCCCCCGAUCUUCGCGAUGAAUGAUCCUCCUUGAUCCCUCGGCCUCCUCCUCCUCCCCACCCCCUCGCGGCCUGGAGAAAGAGGACUGUUAGCCUCACUCCUCGAUUGAAAAGCUAAGCUUAAAAAGCACGGAGCGCGCCUAACAAUGACCCUGUUCCUCUGACGCACCGAAUUGUUCGCGUACCGAGAGUACACCGAGCGAUUCAACGAACACACAUAACGCGGCACGUUAUGCUAUUCUUCGUUACCCGCACACCCGGUUCCACCGCUCACGUACACGCACGCAUGUCGGCCCUGGUAAUUCUUUACCCUCGUAAUUCGCUUCGAGUUACCGAGUCUUUUUGAACGCCGCCCGGAGUUGUUUCUUCCCUCUUUCUUUCUUUUUUUACCCAGCGGUUCAUAUCCGCGAGCUUUUCAGUUCACCUUGUUGGCCAUCCGUGGGCUUUCUCGGAACGGGGCGUUCCCGUGAGUAAUUUUCGUUUUCCUGCGACAACGUACGACCAAUUUGUCUAAUUUUCCGUGGAACUCGUUCGCCCGGUUUCGACGCGUUCGCGUGUUUCUUUUUUUUCUUUACAAUGCCUCCGCGGCUGUGCGUCAACCGAAGCCUUAAGUGCUUCGUCAUUGAAGCCUACCGGCUGUCUCGUGGUUUCGAAGAUUUAGAAACGUCCACGGUUUCCAUUUAAAACUGCUUCGAGGGCACCCUUCUAAGACAUCCUUUCGCGAUAUUAGUGUUCGUUAGACCGGGGAUGAUUAUUUUAUCUUCUAAACGGAGCGAUAGGUGUAUCUUUUGCGUAUCUUUGGAUUUGUGUAGAUUCUCAUCAAUUUCCCCGUGUUUCGAUUUACUAUAAAUGUCUAGACGUAGUUCGGCGGUGAUUUUGAAAAAGUUGAACGUCAAAUUUUUGUUCUGCCUCGCUUUAAUACGGUAUAUUUGUUCACUUCUAAAAUGUUUUGUGAUCGUCAGCAACGGUCAUUCUGAUAUAAAAGCAACCGUACGUACGCGUGCCGAUAUACCUCAGGGGUGCAACAGUAUCAAAAAUAAAAUUUGUUUAAUAGAAAACUAUUAGCCAUACCAAUAUCAAAUUUCGCGCCUUUAUUCAUACAGUCUCGUUAAAAAUAUUUGAAAUUGUCAUCAAGGUUUGGAAAAACGUGCACAGUUGGUGUUCGACCCUGGAUCGCCGCGCUGGGGGGUUUCGAUCUCUCGAUAGUCAAACCGGAGGGUAGAUAGCGGAAAGAGCGAGAAGCGCAGAGGGAGAAGGCGCGAUUCCCGAAAGCACCGAGCCGGGCCAUAAAGGAGAGACGUCCAUGUGUCACGAACGUCAGGAUAUUAUGGGUUACUGUCUAUGGAUAGUCCCAGCGAUUUGAAACGAUGGACCACGCCCAAAAUGCCUGGCAUCUCCGCUUCGACAAAAUUUCUCUCUCUGGCUCUCUCGCAUUUCUCUCUCGUCCCGUUCCUCUCUGGACGAUCGAUCCUCUUUCCUCGCGACACAAGCUGGCAAAAAUUUACCGCCGGUAAAAGUCGAACCACGAAACGGGACAGCCGAAUACGCCCCUAGCUGGAGCGACCCGAGGCCUGCCUCUCUGGCCAAUCGAUAACCACCUCUUGGUGCCUCCGCCGUUUGACAGCCUUCGCGACAUUUCUCUCCGUGGGUUAUUUCUCUCUUCCUUUCCUAUUUUUACGCCCACCGAUUGCCUAUCGUCCUUUCGUCGCUUCUCUUUUCUUCUCUCACCUUUCCUUUCGUUCCCUCGACCGACGACCCCGACGCGACAUUUUCCUUCCCCUCGUGAAAGCGGAACGGCUACGCGACCCUUCCCCCUCCCCCUCCCCUCCCCUCGU
Messenger RNA from Hylaeus volcanicus, 15391 nucleotides. Its product is annotated as centrosomal and chromosomal factor-like. The record is from RefSeq and is a predicted model, not a curated record. The coding region runs from base 1678 to 3192 and encodes 504 amino acids. NCBI's taxonomy places the organism in Eukaryota, Metazoa, Arthropoda, Insecta, Hymenoptera, Colletidae. The transcript has a single exon.